AUGUUUUCGACAGACAACAUUACAUAUUUGAAUUAUAUCAGCACACAAUUGAACAUCUAUGCCGGUAUAUUUUUCUAUGUUUUUGGCGUCUGGAGCAAUAUCUUUUGCAUAAUUAUGUUUCGAACAGUAAAGAAACUGAAACGAAAUCCGUCGUCAAUCUAUAUUUUCGCCGCAUCUCUCUGUAGUCUCGUACUAUUGAAUACCUCAUUGCUUUCGCGUAGCAUUCUACCCGGCUUCAAAUUUGAUCCAUCAUCACGCUUUUUCGUCUGGUGUAAAUUGCGUCAAUAUCUUGGACAAGUCUCUGCUCUAACUGCGCUCUUUUGCGUUGUCUGGGCAAUGAUGGAUCAGUACUUGUCAACAUCAAGUCGUAUUUGUCUUCGCCAUUUAUCAACCAUCAAGAAUGCUCGUCGAUUAGUAUUGUUAACAUUCGUUGUAUGGUUUCUACAUGGUCUACCGUUGGUAAUCAAUAAUCAAAUUAGUGUCUUAGCGCCGAACAAUGUCACCACGUGCUCAUUAUCGAGAGAUUUAAGUUUUCAGACCUAUACAGCUUAUGUCGUGACUCCGUUCUUUCUUGGAAUCAUACCUUCGUUCUUGAUGGUUGUAUUCGCAAUUUUAGUUUAUGCGAAUGUGAAUUAUCUCCACCAGGAACAAAUGCGCACGCGAAUUCAACGACAACUAACACGGAUGAUCACUUCACAAAUCGUGUUAAUUCUGAUCGGUACAAGUGCAUAUACCACUCUAAUCAUUUAUACCUUAUUAACCGUAUCAAUACCAAAGGCACCGAUGAGACAGGCACAAGAAAAUAUUGGCUUAACAUUAGCAUUAUUAUUGUCAUAUACUGGUUACUCGUUCCAUUUCUAUAUUUAUAUGUUUGUGUCGUCCUCGUUUCGAAAACAUUUCAAGGAGUUCAUUAAGAAAUUCUUACGCUAUUUAUCACAUUACUAUCGUGCUAUUAACAUAACAAAGUUACAUGCACAAGGCCCAAGAAAUAGUAUGCAACGGUAUACAACGUGA
Molecule: messenger RNA, 1014 nt
Organism: Adineta ricciae
Lineage: Eukaryota; Metazoa; Rotifera; Eurotatoria; Adinetida; Adinetidae
Source: the annotation of a GenBank genome assembly